CCGAGUUUCGCGAAUGUGAGCGAAGGUCGGCGAUCCCAAAUGUCUUUCUUGUGCGGAGUCUUGUUCGCGGUAACCACAGCCUUCUCCCUGAACGUCCUCUAUCACGACUUGUUUGUCUCCGAGUCGGGGGCUGUUGCUCUCCUUGGUUCCCUCUACCGGGCCGCUGGAAACGGAGCAGCUCCCAAGGACCCCCGGAGUCCGGAUUUUAUAAGCCCACCCGAGUUCAGGAUCCAUCACCCCUUCACGGCAUUGCUCCCUGCAAAGCAGGCGUGUGAAAUCCAGUUCGAAGUACCACAAGAAGAAACAACGGAAAAUGAUGUAGAACCUCUUGCAGAUACUCGUCUAACUGUCAUAGAAACAGGUCUAGCAGUCAUCCAGACUGAUCAAUCUGUCAUAGAGAUUGGACAAUCCUUCGUGCAAAUUGUGGAAAUAGAGUCAGAUUUGGAUGAAGAAAGCCAAGAGAUUGCAAUCGUAAGUGAUGAUCUGCCAGGAGAAAUGUUACAAACAUGUCCAGCAAAGGAUGCUGCAUCAAGCAAAACAAAGGUUGAAGAAGCAAUUCAAAAUCCUAUCAGCCAAGUCAUCAGCCUGGGGGAAGAUAAAAAUACUUCUGCAACAAAUGAAUCUGACACACCAACAGAGAAAGAGAUCCACAAAGAUCAUCCAGCAGAGGACCCAGUACAACAGCACCUACAAAACCACCUAGAACGUGAUGUCUUCAUACUAAUGGCAACUCAUUUAACACUUGUCAUCUCUGUUCUAGUGUUGGGUUGCAGGUGUUUAUACGCCCACAAGUAUAACAUGCAGGGCACUGUUGAUGUGGAAGAAUUGCUAGUGACUGUAGGUUUAAUUAGUUGUAUAGUUGUUUCACUUUUUGCAUUGCUAGGGGCUACCAUAAUUUUAUUCAUCCGCAUACUGCUAGCAAAGUUCCCAUAGCUGGAGUUCACCUUU
This is a messenger RNA of Carcharodon carcharias (great white shark), 948 nucleotides long. RefSeq lists its product as uncharacterized. The transcript is spliced from 5 exons. The record is from RefSeq and is a predicted model, not a curated record. Bases 40 to 933 code for a protein of 297 amino acids. Lineage: Eukaryota; Metazoa; Chordata; Chondrichthyes; Lamniformes; Lamnidae.